This is a messenger RNA of Marchantia polymorpha subsp. ruderalis, 2311 nucleotides long. The record is from the annotation of a GenBank genome assembly. Lineage: Eukaryota; Viridiplantae; Streptophyta; Marchantiopsida; Marchantiales; Marchantiaceae.
ACGUUUGCUGCAUGUGGAUGAUAACAAGAAACAGCUCCUCGUGUACAUUCGAAUAUCGUAUGUCCAACGGUGAAAGCAGAAGGCUUAAGCGUGUCUGAACCUCUAGUAUCCACUUCGUGCUUCCCACGGGUUAAUCAACUGUGGCUGACCAUUACAUGCAACCCUCGAUCUGCGAUAUGAUGCAACUCGUUACAAACUCAUAUGUAACCAGAAAAAACCUGUACGAUUUGGCUCUCAGAUGUUCAGAAAGUGGUUUGCAUCAACUAAGUGAAUGAUGAGCUCACGCAUGUACCAAAAAGAACUCACCAGAAACUGACACACUGUUCAGAUUUCGGCAAAUAAAAUUCUCUGUAGGUUGGUUUGAUCAUGUCUGUCUUACAAUCACCAACUAAAAUUUGAAUAAUUUGCGUCAGCUCAAUAGUGUAAGUUGUCCUCGUUGCAUUACUAGUGGAGUCUAACAAGCUGCUUACUCACAAUGUAAACAAUGUAGACAAUUUGUCAAAGUUCAUCCAUUUUUUCUUAUCUAGUGCUUCAACUGUUGUUCAGACAGCACGAGAAUUUGGAACAUGGGCGGAGUGCUGAGUCGUUCUCCAACCCUCCUUUGGCAAUGAUCGCGUAACCAACCCUUCGCAUGGGGAUUUACAAGCAGUUCUGCACACUGCUGAGAGCCAAUUUCUCUCCCAGUCGACCGGGUGAACUCGCUUACAGACAGUGUCGGACAACCCACUUCGGAUACUCUGAUGGGAUCUCUAAGAGUUUAACAUAAGACGUCUAACGCUAGCUCCGUGCCGGAAGAAGCCGUCGAGGAUCUCAACAUUCUGCGUCUAUUUCUUCUCAACGAAGAAUUUGGUCUAGAUAUUUUCUCAUUUUCGACACGAUUGCCUAACGACGGCAUCGACAUUAGCUGUGUCAUCAGCAUCAGCUCAGUGUACUCGUGACACUCCUCUCGGCGAGGGAGUAGCCGUCUUUCGCGAUAUGCUGUUUUUGGUUUCGUUGGUCUCCCAGGAGAGGGAGGGUGGGCUGCGCCUGCCAAGGAGGUAGUGCAAUACCGAGGCGACACUGGCAGAUCCUCGACAGCAAGCUGCCGAACUGGACCCGCACCCUGAAAGAAAUUAGAUUAAUAUCGUGAGGGUCGAUGACCCUCGUAUCAGAUAUUAAACUGAUAAGAACAGAUACUACACUUGAUCUUAGCCAAAAGGCCGAGAAAGGUAUGCCUCUGCACCCAAACUCGGAACUAUAUGAGGCUCGAGGGAUCUCAGUCCUAGCCCAUUGAUCAUGGGUUUUAUUCUAUGCAGAUUUCGAUUCGCUGUUGGUCACUAUUUCUCGGAGCGAGUCCCUUCGUGUGCCCUCGGAAGAAAACUGACUGAGAAACAAAUUGGAAGCCUAUCUCCUCUUAGUCGAAUGAUAUAUCGAGUUAUAUCAUUCGAUCAACUCUAACGUAGACGGAUCGUGUUGUAAGGACUUUCUAUUUUUGCAAAAGGAGUGCAUAUCCACUUCUCUUUGGACCAAUUAUUAAAAGGUCUAACAUGAAAUUCGAAGAAGAUUCGACUCAGCACACGAUGAUUUCAUCUACAUUCUGUCAAUCUGUGAUUUCACACAUGCCGAGAUGGGAAUACCUAAGACUCGAGGGCUUUGAAGGCUGCGAGGUGGGGAUUAACGUAAUGAUGACUUUCUAGAGAGACAAGAUUCUUACCAUAAGAACCUGCUCAGCUUUCUCAUCCCAUAUGAUCAGUGAUUCCCGUUGGCACGUGGGUGUUUCAAAAAUCGGCCUACGCAAGCAAAAUCAGCCUCAAAGAGUGACGAGGUUCGAUGCACAUACACCUGAGAUCGAGAUGAUACUACUCUGUACUUUAGGUGCACAGACUGCAUACUUCAUAUCUGUUUUAGCCGAGAUCGAAGACACACUGAACGCGCUUUCCGAAUUCAUAUUAAUCUUCGCUCGAGCACAACUGCAAGCUGUCUCUUUGAAGGAAGUCAAUGUGAAUGACCAGUGAAGGUCCGAGUUUCGGGAAGCAGCACGGAAUUUGACGUCGAGUUUAGUAUCUUUCGGAUGUGAGACGGAAGUUCUGAAGGGAAGAAGAUGUUAAGACCUUGACAGAGUCUUUGACGUGAUGCAUUAUGGAUCACUUCCUUCAAAGAUUGUCAUGAUUUCCGUCACAAUCGGGAUUCCGGCCUAGAAGAAGUGGGUCAAAUCCCAAGUCACUGUCACCCACUGUUGCACGCAAAUCCUGAAUUUACGAAAGAAUAACCGAUUCUACGAGCAGCAUUUAAAUAACAAAUCGGUGUCUGGUCACGAGCACAAAUUCCGAGA